Messenger RNA from Aspergillus candidus, 2148 nucleotides. It is a transcript of the gene frdA, whose product is annotated as putative FAD dependent oxidoreductase. Lineage: Eukaryota; Fungi; Ascomycota; Eurotiomycetes; Eurotiales; Aspergillaceae. The record is from RefSeq and is a predicted model, not a curated record. Bases 1 to 2148 code for a protein of 715 amino acids. Gene Ontology annotation, molecular function: oxidoreductase activity; FMN binding. The transcript is spliced from 2 exons.
AUGAACGCCAGUAGUCAAGAGAUUACGUGCAAAUCAGUCGACCUCGACGGCUUCGGCUCCGCCGCCGACGACGCUUGGUUCGACCAUCACACUGCACCCAUGGACGGCGAGGAAGAGACGGGGGCACAUCCCUAUCAAGCCGCGGCUCUCCAGACGUACCUAAAAGGUCACUCCACGCCAGCCGAGACAGCGGCCGCCAUGACCCAGCCCCAUGGCUCUGAGAAGAAAACCGACCUGCGCAGCCGCGUACUGGGCAUCCUUGAAGACGCACUUUUUGAGGUUCCCGAAAGCCACACGCCCGCCCUCGUCAACCUGCUCAAGGAAAUCAGUCAGCUACCGGACGAAGAAAGCGGCGAACCGAUCUGGAACAACAGUCUCAAGAGCUUCGGCGACUCGUGGUCGGAUGCUUGGAAGCAGAGUCACUGGCGUGAGGCAUUGGCGACGCGGGAUCCAGCUACGAGAGCAAAGAGGCGCGAGGCCCACGUGCACCGGGCGUCUGUGGAAGCGUCUUGUGCAAUGGCUGCUCCUGGACUUAAUGCAGAAGAUGGACUCUUGCCACUGAGCUGGGGCUAUGAGUGCAUCUCCGAGGCGCUGGAAUGUCAGGACGCAGUGUUGGACUUUGAGGUGCCUGCUGCGUUGGUGUGGAUAAAGGUCGCCGGGGAAAGGCUCCGAGAGGGCGCGAGAAGAGAAACAAUGAUUCCAUCUACCGUCAUCGUUGUCGGCUCCGGCCUCGCCGGCCUAACCACCACCAUCCAACUCCUCGCCCACCGUAUCCCGGUCCUCAUGUUGGAACGAUUUUCCCACCCCGGUGGAAACAGUAUCAAAGCUUCGUCGGGAAUCAAUGGCGCGCCUACUCCUUUCCAACCCAUUCCGAAUCCCGACAGUGUCGCGGCUUUUCACGACGAUACCGUUACUUCCGCUGGCGCACCGUUGGUCGCGGCGUCGGGGGCGGAGAAGACCCGACGACAGAAUCUCAUUGAGACGUUGGUGGAGCAUUCCUCGGGGGCGAUCUCUUGGCUUGCCGACGAGCAGGGCAUCGACUUGACCCGAGUGGCACAGUUGGGGGGACAUAGCUUUGCACGGACUCAUCGGGGCGCCGGCAAAAAGCCUCCCGGGUACGAUAUUGUGAGUACCUUGCUGGGGCGGGUCACUGGGGAUGAGCUGUUCCGGAUGGAGACGGGACGGCGAGUGACCAAGUUGUUGAGGGAGGUUGAGGGCCAGGUGUCGGGAGUGGAGUACACGUACCUCCGGGACAACGAAACCGUGGUGGAGAGGGCGUAUGGGCCGGUUGUGGUGGCGAGUGGGGGAUUUGCCGGGGAUGCACACGGACUGUUAGCCAAGUAUCGGCCGGACUUGGCGGGAAUUCCAUCCACGAAUGACCACCGCGAAGGCACGCAGCCUCUGUUGCAGGAUAUUGGUGCUGCGGUCGUGGAUAUGGAGCAGGUGCAGGUGCACCCGACCGGAUUUGUUGAUAGCAAGGACCCGGAGGCGGCAGUGAAGAUCUUAGCGGCGGAGGCGUUGCGUGGGGAAGGGGGCAUCUUGGUCCGAGACGACGGCAGGCGUUUUGUCAAUGAGUUGGAGAAAAGGGAAACGGUGACGUGCGCAAUGAUGGAGCAGGCGAAAGCGUUGCCCACCACGGCGCGGCAGUGGGACGUGGCCCUGGUGCUGGAUGAGGGGGCUGCCGCGGCAUUGCAGACGCAUCUAGGGUUUUAUACGAUGAAGGGACUGAUGCGCCAGACCACGGUGGGCGAGUUGGUGGAGGAACUGCCAUUGCUGGAUGGAACGCUGCGGGACUAUGUCAACGUGGUGUUUCGAAAGACGAAGGAUCCAUUUGGACGCCAGUCGUUCGGGAAUUGGACACUCUCAGAGGUGCGACCGGAGUCUAAGGUGUACGUGGGUAAGGUGACGCCGGUGGUACACUUCACCAUGGGCGGAGUGGUGAUCAACGAGCGCAGCCAGGUGUUGGAUGACCAAGGACGGCCGAUUCCGGGCCUGUGGGCGUCGGGCGAGAUCACCGGAGGUCUCCAUGGCCAGAAUCGAUUGGGCGGGUCGUCGCUGCUGGAGUGUGUCGUGUUCGGCCGCAUCGCCGGGGAUGAAGCUGCUGCGUUCUAUCAGGGUCUUGAUGGGCAAUGUCCCGUAUCUUCAUGA